Molecule: messenger RNA, 1329 nt
Organism: Striga hermonthica
Lineage: Eukaryota; Viridiplantae; Streptophyta; Magnoliopsida; Lamiales; Orobanchaceae
Source: the annotation of a GenBank genome assembly
AUGGGUUUGAAGUCAGAUAAGCAGGGGAUGUUGUUUGCAGCUAGUGCUAAACCCGUUAAACCCCCUUCAAAUGUUUCUAAAGUGGGUAAGUUUAGGUCGAUUGGCGUCUUUGGUAUAUACGAAAACCCGGGCGGUGCUCAAACUUUCCCGAUAAUGUCCUGUGACAAAGCACCUUUCAUGAAGCAAGAAAUGGCCACUGGGGAUGUUGCAUCCUGUGGUGCAAAGACUUAUCCAAAUGCGUGUGCCCAUCUGGAGAUAUCGAAAUUGUUCGACUCCCUUUCGGCUCUAAAAUUAGCUUAUGUUAAGCUCCAAGAAGCUCACAUUCCGUACGAUCCCAUGAAAAUAAGAGCUUCCGAUGAGGAGGUCGUAUCUCUGCUUGAGACAAUCUGCACGAUAAAAAGGGCUUAUAAGGAGAGGCUAUCAAAGGAGGUUAAUUGUGUUUCAUCAAGUUCAUCGCAUUUGCUUGCUGAAAUUCAAGUCCAAGAGAGGGUUCUCGAGAAGUUGAAGUCACGAGUCAAAAGUAAGUGCAGGGAGGUGGCUAGUCUGAGGGGAAAGCUUCAUGAAUUGGAUAUGAGGAACAAAAAAUUGGCUGAGGAGAUUAGGGAGUGUGAGAGGGAGAGUUUUAUGGGUCUGCAUUGCUCGUCAUUCGAGAAUGUGGUAAAAGAAGCCGGAAAAGCUAUACACGAUUUUGCUAAGCCGUUAAUAGCCUUGAUGAAACUUUCGGGAUGGGACCUUGAUCGAGCUGCUAAUGCGGUGCAAGAAUCGGUUGUAUACUCAAAGAGGUCACACAAAAAAUACGCCUUUGAAGCUUAUGUUGCCUGGAGAAUGUUUUAUGGGUUUUCCGAACAGCCCUGUUUCUCAAAGAACGUGAUGAAUUUUGAUAAUCCUAUUAUUGCUUUAAUGGAUGACCCGCGCUCUAGUUUUGCCGAUUUUUGCCGAACAAAAUAUAUGUUGGUGGUGCAUCCCAAGAUGGAGGAGUGCUUUUUCGGAAAUUUGGACCACAGAAAUUUAAUGGCAAAAGGGAUCCAUCCAAACACGCAAUUUUAUCACGCAUUUGUGAGGAUGGCGAGGUGGGUAUGGUAUUUAAACGGGUUUGCUGCUUUUAUUGAGCCUAAAGCUGAAAUCUUUGGGGUGAAGCAAGGAAGUGACUUCUCGGAUAUUUUUAUGGAGGUUGUUGAGGAGCUUAAAGAAUACAAGGCUGGGAUGAAUAUGGGCCAAGAAAGAUGCAAAGUUGAGUUCAUGGUCAUGCCUGGUUUUAAGCUGGGGAAGACAGUGAUCAAGUCUCAAGUUUUUGUCUCCAGACGGCCUCUCUCCAAAGGCACACAUUAG